AUGCCUGUUGUACGCAUUGCCAGAGAAUUGUGUGUAGCAAACAUGUCUCCCGUUAAAGAUUGUGACAAGCACAACAAGAUGCAGGGUCGGGGCAAGAAGAUCAAAAUGUCCGCUUCAUGUGCUGCUCAAAUCUCCCAGUUGACAAAAGAUUUGGGCUUCAAGUCCGAAGAUGAAACUCUUCAGUGGCUUCUAGACCGUGCAGAGGGGCGUGGCACUGCAAAUCAGUCUGCUAAUGCUACUGGAGGGGCCUCUUAUGAGGCCCCCAAAGUCCCCGAGAAAAAGAAAGCUGAGGCUGUUGGCGAGGAUGGUGCUCCGAAGACCUCGGGAGUUGCGCCUGUGGGGCCCACUCCUGUGUAUAUACCAGGGAAAGGGUUUUGGAUGGUGCCUGAUGAUGGAGGCAAGCCACAACAGGUCUGGCCUGUGCCGCUGGCUCUCACUCGUGGCAUUGGCGUGAGGAUGCAGGGUCCGUAUGGGCCGGGGUCGUCAGACCAGAACCAGAAGCCUUAG
Messenger RNA from Daucus carota subsp. sativus, 507 nucleotides. RefSeq names its product transcription factor TCP19. Gene Ontology annotation, cellular component: nucleus. Lineage: Eukaryota; Viridiplantae; Streptophyta; Magnoliopsida; Apiales; Apiaceae. The record is from RefSeq and is a predicted model, not a curated record. Gene Ontology annotation, molecular function: DNA-binding transcription factor activity; sequence-specific DNA binding. Bases 1 to 507 code for a protein of 168 amino acids. The transcript has a single exon.